AUGGCGUCAACUGGCUCCGAUGAAGCACAUCAGGCACUAGGAGGCCUUCAGCUCUCCAGCUCUAGCUCAACCUCCAACUCCAGCAAAGACAGUGACAUGGCUAGCAAGUUACAAAAGGCAACAAGCCUAACGAUCAAAGUAUUACAAGAAAUCACAGAUGAUUUCUCCGAGGACAGGAAAAUUGGUCAAGGCGCGUAUGGAAAGGUUUACGUGGCAAAGUUUCAAAACGGUGAAAACAUUGCCGUGAAGGUGCUUUACAAUAACACGCCAGCAAUGGACGAUGUACAAUUCCAGCGUGAGUUUGAAAACCUUAUGAGGCUUGAUCAUCACAACAUUGUAAGGUUAGUUGGAUACUGUUACGAAACACAGCAUCAACCUAUGCAGUACAUGGGAAAAACAAUUUUCGCUGAAAAGACGUACAGAGCACUCUGCUUUGAAUAUAUGCAGAAUGGAAGUCUCCAAAAUCAUAUUUCUGACGAAUGCGAUGGACUUGACUGGAACUUACGUUACAAAAUUAUCAAGGGAACAUGUGAAGGCCUAAAACACCUUCAUGAAGGAUUUGAAGAACCAAUUUAUCAUUUGGACCUAAAGCCGGAUAAUAUAUUGCUUGACAAUAACAUGGUGCCGAAACUCGCCGAUUUUGGUUUGUCCAAGCUCUUCGGUGAUGAACAAACCAUGAUCACGCAAAGUCCUCUGGGAACAAUCGGAUACUUGCCGAUGGAAUUCUUACAUGGAAACAUUGUCUCGAGUAAGUUAGAUAUAUUCAGCUUGGGUGUGAUAAUGGUAAAGAUAAUUGCAGGACAUGGGGCAUAUUCUAGAAGUGUGGAAAUGCGCCGCGAAGAGUUCCAUGAUCUUGUAAAUUCAAACUGGAGAAACAGGAUGCAGAAAACGUGUCAUGCUUCUCGGCCGCUAGAAGCAUACUGCGAACAAGUUAACAUAUGCACUGAGAUAGCUCUUAGUUGCAUGGAGAUCGAUAGGCACAAAAGGCCACCUAUAGUGGAUAUAAUCCAUCAACUGAAUGACACUGAAGCUGUUAUUGAAAAGGCAUUAUCAGGGUCGGCGAGUUCGCAUUCAUCGAUGCAGGGAGACUUGCUGAAGGUACAGGCAUUCACAAGAUGCGAAGCGAUUCCAGGUGCCGAGACGUGCACCGAGUUCCCCGUGCUCGUGCAGGUCAUGGCGCCGCCAUGGCCAACCGGAGAAGAGAUACAGCGCACCGGCGUGGACAUUGUAGCGGUGCUCGACAUCAACAGAAGUGUGCUUCCUCAGUGGAAGCUGAACUUCCUCAAGCAGGCCAUGAUGAUCGUCAUAGACAAGCUCGGCCAGGAUGACCGGCUCUCCGUCGUCUCGUUUGAUGACCACGAGCGCCGCAUUAUGCAACUUACGUCCAUGUCCGACCAAGGAAAGGAUAUUGCCAGGCUCAUGGUCAACAAGCUGACUGGGUGCGAGGGCAACAAUAUUGUCGCCGGCCUGCGAGAGGGAGCUGAGAUUCUAAGAGGGCGUGAAGUGAAGGAGGGCGACAACCGUAUAGGCUGCAUCAUGUUCGUGUCGGAUGGCCGUGACAAGGUGGGCGACAACUAUUCUAUGUUGAGCUCCGAUUUCCCGGUGCACACCUUCAGUCUGGACAAGAUCUCAACUUUCCCCUCAGCGGCGUGGACAAGAGCCUGGUGGGUCAUGAGUUACAUCGCUGAUCAAACCUCCGGCACCUACUCCUAUUUCGAUGACGAUAGCACUAGUAUGAUGGAAGGCAUUGAGCUAUUCAUCACCGGCAUCACGUCAGUGCCACGACUUCUGUCAAGAUCACCCUGGCGGCUCACGAGGGCGUCGCCAUAUCGUCAAUCGAGUCCGGUGGCUACAGCAACGAAGUAA
This is a messenger RNA of Triticum turgidum subsp. durum (durum wheat), 1866 nucleotides long. The record is from the annotation of a GenBank genome assembly. NCBI's taxonomy places the organism in Eukaryota, Viridiplantae, Streptophyta, Magnoliopsida, Poales, Poaceae.